AUGUCAGAUGAUAAUACACGUCCAUUAAUAGUUGGACAAGAAGUUCCAGAGACACCUUAUCCCGUUAAGAUGAAAGGUGAAGUGAUCAAAGGAUUUGGACGUGGUAGUAAAGAGCUUGGAAUUCCAACAGCAAAUUUACCAGAAACAUCAUUUGAAGAAAUUUGUAAAUGUAUGGAACCAGGAAUUUAUUAUGGAUGGGCACAAGAGGUUCAUAUAAUGCAUGAAUUUUCAGAGGAAUUUUAUGGAAAAGAGUUACGAGUGAUUGUUUUAGGUUAUAUUAGACCAGAACGUGAUUAUAUUUCAGUUGAUUCCCUUAUUCAAGAUAUUAAUUUUGAUAUAAAAGUUGCAGAGAAUUCACUUGCAAGAGAUUCCUAUGUUAGUUAUAAGAAUGAUUCAUUUUUCAUGGAUAUUAAAACAUCAAUUAAAUAA
Messenger RNA from Entrophospora candida, 429 nucleotides. The record is from the annotation of a GenBank genome assembly. Lineage: Eukaryota; Fungi; Glomeromycota; Glomeromycetes; Entrophosporales; Entrophosporaceae.